This is a messenger RNA of Prorocentrum cordatum, 2340 nucleotides long. NCBI's taxonomy places the organism in Eukaryota, Dinophyceae, Prorocentrales, Prorocentraceae. The record is from the annotation of a GenBank genome assembly.
AUGGUCAGCUACGUCGUACCCAAGCUAGUCAUGGAGGUCUCCAGGCUUCACGUUGCGCAGAAUGUGGAAGACGACGCCGCGACGGCUACCAUGCGGCAUUCAGUGGAUCACUUCGAACACAUGUUUUCAGAUGCGUUCGACAACAUCAGUCUUUGGCGAGAUAAGUUGGUUGCGAGCUCAGAGGGGAAGCUCACCCUUGUAACUGCUUCGAUUGAGCAGCUGGGAUUGCUUUUCACGGGGUUGACUGGCCCAUUCCAGCGAUGGUCUACUGCAGCAGUGCACCAGAACGUUUCCAUGGUCAUCGAGUCUUUGCAGAACUCCGAGGAGAUCUUGAAGAUUGGGAAAUACUUCAUGGUCCAUGUAUUCUUCCAUGUUUGCGGCAAGGACAUCAUCGACAUGGGCGUGCAUUUAUCGGACAUGCUUCAGAAUGCCGAGCAGAUCAGGCAGGGCGAGGGGGACGAUGAUUUGCCAGAGAAGCUCAAUGAGCAGAACGUCCGCUUGAGCACGUUGAUCCUAGAGAUGACGACCAAGAUCCAUGACUACCAGAAGGGUUUGAGUGCUUGCGCAGGGCUUAUCAAGGAUAUGCACAAUCGCUGGUUCACCAUCGCGAUGGAUGUAUUGCGAAGGGCUGGCAGCCUCGCGAAAGAUGCGCUCGGUGAGGUCAACAGGGUGCCCUUUGAGUCCGACCUAGAUCAUUCAUUGGAUCAGUUGGAGAACUGCGCUGAGUACAUCACGAAGGUCGCGGAGGUUGCGAUGGCUAUUGCAUCCAAGGAGACACCCGCCAAUUUCGAGAGCAACGUCAUCGACCUCGCCAAGCUAACCUCUAGAUGGCCCACGGAGCCCAUCAAGUGGUUUGCCGAGAGCUCCGCAACCGACCCCGUGGUGCUCAGCCAGCUGUCGGAGAAGAUGCAGAUCUUCACGGAUACCAUCGGUGACGCGGGGUGUCAGAGCAGCGCAUGUAACGCAGAUGGCAGUGACAUCUACAAUCGUGCCACGUGCGACCUCGUCGGGCAGUCCAUUGAAAAUAUCAAGGCGGUUCUCGAUUUCGGGGUUGGGGACGUCCACAAGGAGGUGGUCGAGAACGCGAGGCGUUCAGCUGUAUUCCAGAUGCUCAUUCGCGAAGUGAAGGACACCGCUGACCUCGAGCUCGGCAUCAACUUCGAAGAUGGCGACGCGAAGGACUUGCAGAAGAUUGCAUGCUGUCCCCACCACAAUGCAAUGCGAAACUUGAGGCAGUUCGUGGUUGCAAGCUCGUUGGCGCACAUCAAGACUGAUUGGUGCGUCAACCUCAACUGCGAGUCUGACAAGCAGAUGCCUGUUGACGACGCCGUGGUCUACUUCGACAUCGCGAACAAGACGAACGACAUUGCCAGCGUCAUGGCAUCACUGCAGCGCUCGCUUUACAGUAACGUUGGCGGUUCCGACGCGGUGAGCCUCGACACUGAGGGGUGCAACAAGGCCGUCUACAUGCAGGCAAUUCUCAGCAACAUGAUUGUGCAGCUCGACGGCGUGAUCAACUCGCAUGGCGCGUUGAAGCUGGAGGCGAACGGGUGGCAGCUCCCUUUCGGUGUCCAGACGUUGCGGUCUUGGCUCGUUCUCGUGGGGAUCUUCGCAAGGAAGUGCCGCAACUACAUCAUCCAGAUGAUGUGCGAGCAUGUGAACACCUUGGCGGAUGUGGUGAAGACUACGAUUCCAUCGUAUGGAGCAGCGUUCAAGAACGCGGUCAUGGAUGUCAAGAUGGCGUGCAGUUUCUUCGAUAACAAGCUGGGUCCCGUGAUCAAGGCUUACAAUGACUUGCACGGCGGGCUCGCACGCUUGAGCGUAUCGGCCGAGCUCAUGCUGCUGACGCCCGCCGUGAGCGAGAACGAGCUGACCAGCCAGACGGUGGCCGUCGGCGUGGAGAUGCUGGGCAAGGCUACCCAGGCUUCGGUGCUGAUCAGGGGCUCGUUCUUGAUCGCAGAGAACUCGAAUAAGCCUCAGGGGAGCGCCCUUGCCCGCGAGUUCUUGGAGAAGAACCGCAACCAGAGGACGAGCGGCAUUCCAGAAUGCUUCUGGCGCGAGCUCGAGGCCAUGAAGGACGCCAGCACGGAGGAGGUUGGUCGCGCCAUGAACCAGGACGACUCGAAGACAGGCUCUGCUUCGGGCGGCGGCACCCCGAAGCCCAAGCAGAAGGACACCUUGAGCCAGGUUGGGUCUUGCUCGAAGCUCCCAGCCAUGAAGGCCGAGGGUGCUGAGACGUCGGCCGCAGCGCCGAGUGAGCCCGCGCCGCCGCCGACGGGGACGGCGCGCGCCAAGAGCGCAGGCGGUGGCGGCUUGCGCCGCACCAAGCGCAAGGACUAG